AUGAAAUGUGGCUGUGAUAUCAAGGACCUUCAACUCACCUCACCAUGCCAGAAUAAGACAAACUUCUGGGUUCAAGUUCAAAUCCCCUGCUCGUUUCCGGAAAGAAACCUCAGGGUAAAUCGGGCCUUAGCGAAUCUGGCCGAGGAGGCUCGAAAAUUAAAGCUGGAUCCGAAAGAGAAGGAAAGUAAACCUCACUGUGAGGUACAUCAGGAAGAUCUGAAGCUGUUUUGUGAAACUGACAAGAAAUUGAUCUGCCUGAUUUGUCGAGAUUCCCGGGAACACAAAACUCACAACUUCCUGCCGAUAAAUGAGGCUGUUGAAAUCCACAAGAAUAAGCUGAAAUCUUCUUUAGAUUCUCUCACAGAGAAGAAAUCGGCGGUUCUCCAAACGGAACUGACCCAGAAACGGAAGAUUUCCGAAGUGAGGGAACAGGCGAGUAGUCUGCAGACCCACAUCACAUCCGAGUUCACUAAAAUGCACCAGAUUCUCACUGAGAAAGAGCAGCGUUUACUCAGAGAUCUCAGGGAAGAAGAGGAGAGGGUUGUAGAACCAAUGGAGAGAAACCUUCGAGAGAUUCAGGAGAAUUUACAUUCUAUUGAGGAGAAACUCUCAAAGUUGCAGAGUCAGAUGGAGCAGAAAGACGAGCUGAUAUUUCUGAAGGAGGAAGCUUGUUGCAAGAGAAGGAUUAGUGAUGAGGUGAAGACACUCUCAGCUGCUGAUGGCUCUCUGUCUCUCGGACAGUUCACUGGCCCUUUACAGUACACAGUCUGGAGAGAAAUGAUACACACCAUUCACCCAGCUCCAGCCUCUCUGACUCUGGAUCCGAACACAGCGCAUCCCCGGCUCAUCCUGUCUGAGGACCGGAUCAGUGUAAGACUCGGAGACACAGAGCAGACGCUCCCUGACUCCCUGGAGAGAUUUGAUUCCUGGCUGUGUGUCCUGGGAUCAGAGGGAUUCACAUCAGGGAGACAUUACUGGGAGGUGGAGGUGGGGGAGAAGACCUGGUGGUGUCUGGGAGUGGCCCGAGAGUCUGUGGAGAGGAAAGGGAGGAUCAGACUGAGCCCCGAGAUUGGAUUCUGGAUUGUGGGACUGUUUCCCGGAUGUGGUUAUUUAGCCGCCACCUCCCCCUCUGAGACCCCCCUCUCCCCGAGUGUGAAUCCCUGGAAGAUCGGGGUUUUCCUGGACUAUGAGACUGGACAGGUGUCAUUUUACAAUGCGGACACCAUGUCCCAUCUCCACACUUUCAGCCACACUUUCACUGAGAGGGUCUUUCCCAUCUUCUGUCCAGGAGGGAAUAUUGAUGGGAAAAACUCCGCCCCGCUGACAAUCUGCAGGAUUAAAGGGCACUGAAAUCCUAUAAUUUCAUCCCGUCCCCAUGUCUCCUGCCAGCUGUAAACUGAUGGGGUCGGUCUCAGUCUGGUGGAAAGAAGGAGGGGGAGAGAAGAAAUAAAUAGAAGCUCAGUUGUAGAGAGGGACUGACUGGGUAGAAUGAGCUGUGAGCUGCAGGAACCCGGGGACCUUCCUGUCUGUAAUGUUGCUCCACAGGCGGGAGGUGGCGCUACAUGACGGUGUUGGAGAUGAAUCAGUCAGUGGUUCUCAGACUGGGCUCAGUGGGAGUCUUUCCGGGGGACACCAAAUCGUUUCACUGCAGGGUCAGUGGUGUCUUUCCAGGGGGACUGGGCUCAAUCCCAAUAAAAUGUCAGAAUGAUCUUCUUUAGAUUUCCACCAUGUGUCAAUAAUGUGUAUCCCACACGUGAUUUAAUAAUAUUGAGAACUGUCUUGUUGUGCUCAGGUCUGUAAAUAUUGCCCAGAAUGUUACUGCUCUUUCAAAAAAUUUGGAAAAUUUGAAAACUUCAGAUUUGAUGGGUGAACCGAUCGUUUAUGUCAAGAUCAGAUCAUAUUUAACCAUGUUUGAAACCAUUCAGUUGGUGCAAACUGCAAUGAAGGUGGAGCCACAGUUUUCACUUAUUUCUGAGUUAUUGCUCUCUCAUCAUUAUCUCCUGUGAAAUAAUCCUUAAGUCACCCCAAUGAAAAUGUCGGCUUGAUAAAAGUCAUUACUCUAGCACUCUGUGCAUGGAACUAUUCAGAUUUCUCAUUGUUUAUGUUUAUGUAAUUCUAACUUAUAUUGGAGUGCAGGAUCAAAUUUGAAAAUAGCUUCUUCAACCAAAUCAACAUCUGCGACUCACUAGAGUGAAAGCAAGGUUUCUUUAAAAACUACUUCAUCAAUAAAUCCAAGAGAGUAAACCUGUUGUCAUU
Messenger RNA from Chiloscyllium plagiosum (whitespotted bambooshark), 2256 nucleotides. The record is from RefSeq and is a predicted model, not a curated record. Lineage: Eukaryota; Metazoa; Chordata; Chondrichthyes; Orectolobiformes; Hemiscylliidae.